This is a messenger RNA of Saprolegnia parasitica CBS 223.65, 843 nucleotides long. RefSeq lists its product as hypothetical. Gene Ontology annotation, biological process: maturation of LSU-rRNA from tricistronic rRNA transcript (SSU-rRNA, 5.8S rRNA, LSU-rRNA). Gene Ontology annotation, molecular function: RNA binding. The coding region runs from base 19 to 780 and encodes 253 amino acids. The transcript has a single exon. The record is from RefSeq and is a predicted model, not a curated record. NCBI's taxonomy places the organism in Eukaryota, Oomycota, Saprolegniomycetes, Saprolegniales, Saprolegniaceae. Gene Ontology annotation, cellular component: nucleolus.
GAUACAAAUCGGUUGAAGAUGAGCAAAGCGACCAAGAAGAUGGAGGCCCAGCUGGCCAAGCUCCAGGGCGACGAGUGGGACUCGGACGAAAGCGACCGCGAAGAAGCCCCGGCACCGGUCUCCAAGGCGGCCAAGAAGAAGGCCAACAAGGCCGAGAAGGCCAAGGCGGCGGCCACCACCGAGACGACGACCGACGCGGCGCCGGUUCAAUUCGAGUCGCAGGUCGACUUUGUCGAGCUCUCCAAGAAGACCAAGGCCAACCUCUCGAAGGCCAAGACGCCGGUGCCUGCGGGUGAUUCGGCCGUCAUCUACAUUGGCCGCAUUCCCCACGGCUUUUACGAGAAGCAGAUGAAGGGUUUCUUUGGCCAGUUUGGCGGCAUCAAGCGCCUGCGCGUCUCGCGCAACAAGAAGUCGGGUGCGUCCAAGCACUACGCCUUCAUCGAGUUUGAAGACCCGGAGGUCGCCGGCGUCGUCGCCCACACGAUGGACGGCUACCGCCUCUUUGACCGCGUCCUCGCCUGCGCCGUCGUGCCCACCGAGAAGCUCCACGAGCGCAUGUUCAUUGGCGCCAACCGCAAGUUCCGCCCGCUUCCGUACAAGAACUUGGCGAUCCGUGCGCACAACGCGCCCAAGACGUUCGAGCAGCAGGAAGCCGCGAACGCGCGCCUUGUUGCCAAGGAGGAAGCCAAGCGCGCCAAGCUCGCGGCCAUGGGCGUCGAGUACGACUUUGUGGGCUACGCUGGCGUCGCGCCGGCCAAGGCAAGCCACGUCCAGUUUUAGAUUCUACUAUUCGUUCCAUAUUCCCACAACAUAUUACUAUGAAAUAUUUGAAAUUGAUUUGCA